GUCCAUCUCUUAAAAUCCGGGAUUUCUAUUGGUUAAAAUUUAUCUUUUGUUUCUUUUAACUAUGUGAGAGAGACACAAAUAUCAGAUACUGAUAUGACAGAUAAAGAGAAAACGUGUUGGUGGAACGCAACGGAAAUGCAGUGCUGCCAACACAAAAACUAACCAAAAUAUAACCUCAAUCCAAUUACCUCGUGGCCGUUCCUUUUCGUUCGGUGACCGUCAUCAAAAUGGCAACCACAAUAUCGAAAAAACGAAAAUUCGUAGGAGACGGCGUUUUCAAAGCCGAAUUAAACGAAUUCCUGACCAGAGAGCUGUCCGAAGAUGGAUACUCCGGCGUUGAAGUGCGAGUCACCCCGACCCGUACCGAAAUCAUCAUUAUGGCCACAAGGACCGACCGUGUGCUGGGAGAGAAGAACCGCAGGAUCCGUGAGUUGACCUCCGUCGUCCAGAAAAGGUUCAACUUCCCAGAAAACUCCGUGGUACUUUACGGAGAGAAGGUGGCCAACCGCGGGCUGUGCGCUAUCGCACAAGCCGAGUCCCUCCGGUUCAAAUUGAUCGGGGGCCUUGCUGUCCGUAGAGCGUGCUAUGGUGUGCUCAGGUACAUCAUGGAAUGCGGAGCCAAAGGGUGUGAAGUAGUAGUAUCUGGUAAACUCCGAGGUCAGAGAGCAAAAUCGAUGAAGUUUGUUGAUGGUCUUAUGAUUCACUCAGGAGAUCCAUGCAAUGAUUAUGUGGACACUGCUACUAGGCAUGUGUUGUUGAGGCAGGGUGUCUUGGGAAUUAAGGUUAAAAUUAUGUUGCCUUGGGACCCAACUGGUAAGACUGGACCUAAGAAGCCUCUGCCUGACAAUGUGUCUGUUGUGGAGCCCAAAGAAGAAGUUCUGCCUUCAAAACCCAGCAGUGACAUUAAGGCUAUUAAACCUGAUGGCCCAGCUCCAAUACCAGUUGCUGUGGCUUAAAUGUAUUCAUAAGGUUAAAUAAAACAAUGUUUAUAAAC
Molecule: messenger RNA, 994 nt
Organism: Acanthoscelides obtectus
Lineage: Eukaryota; Metazoa; Arthropoda; Insecta; Coleoptera; Chrysomelidae
Source: the annotation of a GenBank genome assembly